Messenger RNA from Momordica charantia (bitter melon), 1448 nucleotides. Its product is annotated as WAT1-related protein At2g39510. Gene Ontology annotation, molecular function: transmembrane transporter activity. Lineage: Eukaryota; Viridiplantae; Streptophyta; Magnoliopsida; Cucurbitales; Cucurbitaceae. Gene Ontology annotation, cellular component: membrane. The record is from RefSeq and is a predicted model, not a curated record.
AUCAGCCACUGCAACUGCACUGCACGUUUAUCUCCGGCGCCGGCGGUGUAAUAAUAUGGAGCAGCCCGCCGGAAAUUUGAGUCAUGCAAAGCCAUUUUUUGCAGUGAUUCUUCAGCAGUUCAUCACUGCCGGAAUGGCCAUCAUUUCCAAGCUCGCUCUCAACCAAGGGAUGAACCAACACGUGUUGGUCGUCUACCGCUACUCCAUUGCCACCGUCUUCGUCGCUCCCUUUGCCCUCCUCUUCGAAAGGAAAGUGAGGCCGACAAUGACGUGGUCCACAUUUGGGAAGAUUGUGUUGUUGGGGUUAUUUGAGCCAGCACUGGACCAGAAUUUGUAUUACACAGGAAUGAAGUACACCACGGCUACUUUUGCAUCUGCUAUGACCAAUAUGGCCCCAGCAUUUGUGUUCCUUAUGGCUUGGAUUGUCCGGCUUGAGAAGGUUAACAUAAGGCGGACCGAGAGCCAGGCGAAGAUUUUAGGUACAGUGGUGACUGUAGGAGGGGCGAUGGUAAUGACUUUGGUAAGAGGACCGAUCUUAAAUCUGCCAUGGACAAAUCACAACCACCAUCAAGCUUCCGCAACUACAGCCAACCAGCAAGAUCUCAAGGGUGCUCUCAUGAUCACUUCAGGCUGUAUUUUUUGGUCUGCUUUCAAUGUUCUUCAGGCAAUUACCAUAAAGUCAUACCCAGCUAGACUCUCCUUAACAGCUUGGAUAUGCUUCACUGGCGCCGUGCAAGCUACAGUGAUAGCUUUAGCAAUGGAAUGGCACAGCCCUGCAGCCUGGUCAUUGCAUUUAGAUUCCACCCUCUUAGCUCCUUUAUACAGUGGAAUCAUGUCUUCAGGGGUUUCAUAUACCAUUCAAGCAGCGGUAAUGAAGACAAAAGGACCAGUUUUUGCAACCACAUUUAGUCCCCUGAGCAUGGUUAUUGUUGCAAUUAUUAGUUCGUUCAUACUAUCCGAGAUAUUGUACUUAGGAAGGAUUAUUGGAGCAGCUGUAAUUAUUACAGGUCUUUAUUUAGUUCUGUGGGGUAAAAGCAAGGAUCAGACUCCAUACAAUUCAGCAAGUGAGAAGAUGGUCCCAUCAGAUCAGAAAAUGACUGCAAUAACUGACAAACCUAAGACUACAGAAAAAGAACUUGUAGUCGAUCUAACUAGAAUAAGAACAGUGGAUGAUUCGGUUUGAGAUCAUCUACAAAAACCAUCAUUGAAACUUUUAUAUAGCCAUAUGAUGGGGUUAGGAAAUGCUCCAGGAAGCCAAUUCUCUCUGCUGUUGUCUUCUUUGUGCGAAUUAGGAAGGAUGUCCAAUAUGCCCGUGUAUAAAUGAGUCAAAUUGUAAGGUAGUAGAUCUCGGGUCAAAUUAUUCUGAAAUGGACUACUCCUGAUUCUUCAUUUAUAAUGUAUUUGAGCUAAAUCGCAAAAGUCAAUUCAUAUCCAAACGUCAUAAUCCA